GCCGCCGAUGCCGGGGUGACGCUGGUGGGGCUGGUGGGCCCCCGCUUUGCCGCUGGUGGGCCAACUGGUGGCGGGGGGGCGGCGAUGGAGGCGGCCCCCCCCACCCCGCAACCACUAGCACCCCUCCCACCGCCUCCCCCCCCCCACCCCCGGCUGCAGCGGGGGCAGCUGCAGUGCAAGAACCUGCACGAGUUCCUGCGGGGGCUCAGCCCCCCCGUCCUCGACCGCCUCUACGGGCACCCCGCCACCUGCCUGGCCGUCUUCCGGGAGCUGCCGGGGCUGGCGCAGGUGGGGGUGAUGCGGAUGCUGUUCCUGGAGCAGCCCCUGCCCCAGGCCGCCGUCGCCCUCUGGGUCAAGAAGGAGCACAGCAAGGAGCAGGCGGAGAGCCGGGAGGUGCUGCUGGCGCUGCGGCUGUGGCACCCCCACACCCUGCCGGGGGGGCUGCCGGGGGUGGGCCUGCACCCCAACUUCCGCCACAACCUGCGGGUGGCCCUGCUGGGGGGGGGCAAGGCAUGGUCGGACGACACGAGCCAACUGGGACCCGACAAACACGCCCGGGACGUGCCGGCGCUGGACAAAUACGCCGAGGAACGCUGGGAGGUGAUUCUGCACUUUAUGGUGGGCUCCCCCAGCGCCGCCGUCAGUCAGGAUCUGGCCCAGCUGCUCGUUCAAGCUGGGCUUAUGAAAAGCGAGGGGGGGGAGGCGCCCUGCAUCACCUCGGCCGGUUUCCAGUUCCUCUUACUGGACACCCCAGCGCAGCUCUGGUAUUUCGUCCUCCAGUACCUGCGGGGGGCGGAGGCGCGGGGCAUGGACCUGGUGGAGAUUCUCUCCUUCCUGUUCCAGCUCAGCUUCUCCACCCUGGGCAAGGAUUACUCCGUGGAGGGCAUGAGCGAGUCCCUGCUGACCUUCCUGCAGCACCUGCGCGAGUUCGGGCUGGUCUUCCAGAGAAAGCGCAAGUCCCGCCGCUUCUACCCCACGCGCCUGGCCAUCGCCCUGGCCUCGGGGACGUCGGGGGCCCCCCCCGAGCCUGACGCUCACGGCUUCGUCAUCGUCGAGACCAACUACCGCAUCUACGCCUACACAGACUCGGAGCUGCAGAUCGCCCUCAUCGCCCUCUUCUCCGAGCUCCUCUAUCGCUUCCCCAACCUGGUGGUGGCCCAGGUGACAAGGGACAGCGUGCAGGCGGCCAUCGCCAACGGCAUCACCGCCGACCAGAUCAUCCACUUCCUCCGCACCCGAGCGCACCCCGUCAUGGCCAAGCAGACGCCGGUGCUGCCCCCCACCAUCACCGACCAGAUCCGCCUCUGGGAGCUGGAGCGGGACCGGCUGCGCUUCUCCGAGGGGGUCCUGUACAACCAGUUCCUGUCGCAAGUGGAUUUCGAGGUGCUGCGGGACCACGCGCGGGCGCUGGGGGUGCUGGUCUUCGAGAACCCCGGCCGGCGGCUGAUGGUGGUCACCCCCGGGGGACACCCCGACGUCAAGCGCUUCUGGAAGAGGCAGAAACACAGCGCUUGAGGCUGGGGGACCCCCCCGGGGUGGGGGGGGCCACCCCGACCCCCCAUUCCCCCCCCAGGGCGAGGGCAGGGGGCCCUCGGGGUGCCCCGAUUGCGGGGUGAUGGAGCACACACCCCCCACCCUUUUCCCGGUGACUUGACCCCCAGGUGGCCCCCCCGAUCCCUCGGUGUUGGGGUACCCUCGGGGCCUGAGCACCCUGGUUCCACAUACCCCCCUUCUGGGCACCCCCAUCUUUUGGGGCUGGGGCACCCCAAUCCUGGGCACCCCGAUCCCUCGGGGCCCAGGGACCCCUAUCUUUGGCACCCCCAACCCCUCAAGGCUCAGGGACCCCCAUCUUUUGGGGCCCGGGCGCCCCAAUUCAUUGGGCCCAGGGACCCCCAUCUUUGGCACCCCAAUCCCUCAAGGGCCCAGGGACCCCCAUCUUUUGGGGCCCGGGCACCUCAAUCCUGGGCACCCCAGUCCCUCAGGACCCAGGGACCCCAAUUUCUAGGGGCCUGGGCACCCCAAUCCUGAGCACCCCGAUUCCUUGCGCCCAGGGACCCCCAUCUUUUGGGGCCCGGGCACCCCAAUUUUGGGCACCCCAAUCCCUCAGGGCCCAGGGACCCCCAUCUUUGGCACCCCCAACCCCUCAAGGCCCAGGGACCCCCAUCUUUUGGGGCCCGGGCACCCCAAUCCUGGGCACCCCAGUCCCUCAGGACCCAGGGACCCCAAUUUCUAGGGGCCUGGGCACCCCAAUCCUGAGCACCCCAAUUCCUUGGGACCCCAAUUUCUAGGGGCCUGGGCACCCCAAUCCUGGGCACCCCGAUUCCUCAGGGCCCAGGGACCCCCAUCUUUGGCACCCCAAUCCCUCAAAGGCCCAGGGACCCCCAUCUUUUGGGGCCUCGGCACCCCAAUCCCUCGGGGCCCAGGGACCCCCAUCUUUGGCACCCCCAACCCCUCAAAGGCCCAGGGACCCCCAUCUUUUGGGGCUGGGGCACCCUAAUUCUGGGCACCCCAAUUCCUUGGGCCCAGGGACCCCAAUUUCUAGGGGUCCGGGCACCCCAAUUCUGGGCACCCCAAUCCCUUGGGGUCUGGGCCCCCCAAAUCCCAGGAAGUCGGGGGUUCUGAGGAGACAAAAACCCAGAACCUCGGGGGUUCUGAGCGGAAAAAAGGAGCUUUUGGUAAAAAGUGGGAGGUCUGAGAAAAAAAAAUUAGGGGGGAGGGGGUCGACGGAGAAAAAGG
Chroicocephalus ridibundus (black-headed gull) is the source of this 2736-nucleotide messenger RNA. RefSeq names its product general transcription factor IIH subunit 4 (gene GTF2H4). Gene Ontology annotation, cellular component: transcription factor TFIIH core complex; transcription factor TFIIH holo complex. NCBI's taxonomy places the organism in Eukaryota, Metazoa, Chordata, Aves, Charadriiformes, Laridae. The record is from RefSeq and is a predicted model, not a curated record. Gene Ontology annotation, biological process: nucleotide-excision repair. The transcript is spliced from 13 exons. Gene Ontology annotation, molecular function: ATPase activator activity; double-stranded DNA binding. The coding region runs from base 85 to 1515 and encodes 476 amino acids.